Messenger RNA from Cuscuta epithymum, 1032 nucleotides. The record is from the annotation of a GenBank genome assembly. NCBI's taxonomy places the organism in Eukaryota, Viridiplantae, Streptophyta, Magnoliopsida, Solanales, Convolvulaceae.
AGAUGAUGCAUUGGUGGCUUAAAGCCGGAAGCAAAACACUAUUGGACCUUCUUAAACAUCUCAUUCCAGGUAUAAUUUGUUGGUUUAUUUGGAAAACGUAUGCGGAAUUCAUUUGGGGUGAUAGGGUAGGAGGUGUGUCAUCUGAGAGCAUUAUAAUUCAAAUAAAACAUUUCAUAAGUACCUGGAUAACUAGUCUUUCCAGAUUAAAAAUUCCCGGUGUGGAGGAUGUGUUAUUGGAAGAGGGGAUUAUUCCACGGAAUUUCAAGGUUUCGAGGAUGAAAAUCAGAGCUAUUCGAUGGAUUAAACCCCAAAAUUGUCUUAAGCUCAACACCGAUGCCUGUUACGUACCUGGGAAAGCUGGUGGUGCUGCUAUUUUGAGAAAUGACGAUGGGAAGUUGAUUGCGGCAAUCGCGUUUCCUUUGGUUGCCUCGUCGAGCCUGGAAGCGGAAAUCUUCUCCAUAGCUUACGCCUCUCGCUGGAUGGUAGACGCCGGGUUCCAUGGCUUUCAUGUUGAAACUGAUUGUAUGCUUGCACUGGGUUAUCUCACUCAGGUAAGAGACGGUCGAUGGAAGGGUUGCUUUCAAGAAAUGGAGCUUCUCAGAAUUAGGAAAGCGAUUAGUUUCGGACAUAUAUGGCGAGAGGCUAAUACUGCGGCCCAUUAUCUGGCCAAAUCUUCUACUAAUAUACUUCAGCAAUUUUACAGGGCCAAAGAUCUGCCAAUUCAGAAAUUUGUGCUUCCAAGUUCCUAUUCUCUCUUUCUUAUAAUUGUGCUUGGUGUACUGGCUUUCUUCGCUGAGAUAACUUUGGCAAGAGGACUUCAGCUUGAGAAAACCAGCAAAGCUGUCAAUGUACUCUAUAUUGAGGCAGCUCUAUCGCAGUUGUUGCGAAUGGGUUCUUUAAGAAUCGCAUCCUUUGGUAAAUUAGUUGGAUGUUUACUUAUUUUGAUCUCAGCUAAUUUCACGCUGAUCUCUUAUGGACCUGAAUGAGACUGAAAGGAUUAUGAACAUCAUAUUUCUCUAUCGUGCGCCACCA